This is a messenger RNA of Strigops habroptila (Kakapo), 1317 nucleotides long. RefSeq names its product olfactory receptor 2D3. Gene Ontology annotation, molecular function: olfactory receptor activity; G protein-coupled receptor activity. Bases 290 to 1231 code for a protein of 313 amino acids. The record is from RefSeq and is a predicted model, not a curated record. Gene Ontology annotation, biological process: G protein-coupled receptor signaling pathway. Lineage: Eukaryota; Metazoa; Chordata; Aves; Psittaciformes; Psittacidae. Gene Ontology annotation, cellular component: membrane. The transcript has a single exon.
UGGGCAUUAAAAUGUGUAUAAAUUAAGCAUUCUUCUGUUAAAUCUGUGUACUUAGACUGCAACCAACACGAUCAGGGGUUCAGCUAAAUGUACCAUGAGAAAACUUACUCAACAUGUUCUCAUUUCUCUGGUCACCAUAACAUAUAAUAUAAAAUAGAUGUUAUGUUGUGUCUUGUACAUUGUUUUCUAUGUUCUCUCUUCUUCAGAGCUCGUUACACUUAUCUUGCAACUGAUUUGAGUUGACUUUGUUACAAUUUCUUAUCUUGACAGCUAAACCACUAUAAUAAUAAUGGCCGAGGAAAACCAAAGCGUAGUGACAGAAUUCAUCUUUCAAGGCCUCUCCUCCCAGCCAAGGACACAGACUGUUCUUUUCAUAGUGUUCCUGGUUUUUUAUCUGCUCACAAUUGUUGGGAACACCAUGAUCAUUGCAGUGAUCAGAGCUGAUUGCCAGCUGCAGUCACCUAUGUACUUUUUCGUUGCCAACCUGUCCUUCUUAGACAUCUGUUACGUCUCCAGCAACAUCCCCCAGAUGUUGGUGAACCUCUUGACCGAGAAGAGGACCAUCUCCUUCUCUAGAUGUGCUGCUCAGAUGUAUUUCUCUCUGGCUUUUGGCAUAACAGAGUGUUUCCUGCUUGGGGUCAUGGCCUACGAUCGAUAUACGGCAAUAUGUCACCCCUUGCUCUACACCACUGUCAUGAGCAGGAAAGCUUGCAUCCACAUGGUCAUGGCUUCCUGGGCCAGCAGCCUGCUGAGCUCCAUGGUGCUCAACAGCCUCACUUUGCAUCUACCCUUCUGUGGACCUCACACCUUGAACCAUUACUUCUGCGAAGUGCCGGCAGUGCUGGCCUUGGCCUGUGCUGACACUGCCCUCCUGGAGUUGGUCAUCUUCAUCUUCAGCAUCCUCAUUGUCUUCAUCCCCUUUCUUCUGAUCAUCACCUCCUACGCCUACAUCCUUUCCACCAUCUUGAAGAUGCAGUCUGCACAUGUGAAAUCUAAGGCCUUUUCCACCUGUGGAUGCCACCUAACCGUGGUAACCAUAUUCUAUGGGACAGCCAUCUGCAUGUACAUGAAUCCCAAGUCAAGGUCUCCACAAGAUAGGGACAAAGUGGUUGCAGUGUUUUACACCAUUGUAGCCCCAAUGCUGAACCCCCUCAUCUACAGCCUCAGGAAUAAGGACAUGAAGUGUGCCCUGAGAAGGGCAGUGAAUAGACCCAAGUCCCUCUUUAUUUAAAGGCUUUGCAGGGAUUGGUGGUAUUGCUUUGAGUUCUGUGAGUUGAAACAGUGCUCAAAUGUGAUUAUUUCUCUACCUGCAAUUGU